Molecule: messenger RNA, 1002 nt
Organism: Talaromyces amestolkiae
Lineage: Eukaryota; Fungi; Ascomycota; Eurotiomycetes; Eurotiales; Trichocomaceae
Exons: 2
Coding region: 1-1002 (333 amino acids)
Cellular component (GO): cytoplasm
Molecular function (GO): glutathione transferase activity
Source: RefSeq, a predicted model, not a curated record
AUGGCAGACAAACCAGCAAUUUACAAACACGCCGACAAAGACGGGCACUUCCGGCGCAGCGACUCCGCAUUCCGCUCCUCCAUCUCUCGCUCCCCCACCGCCGAGUUCCCCGCCGAACCAAACCGCUACGUCCUCUACCUCAACUACGUCUGUCCCUGGGCACAUCGCGCCAACAUCGUACGUUUCCUCAAGGGCCUCGAAGACACGAUCCAGCAAGUCGUAGUCGGCAACGACCUGGGACCCGACGGAUGGUACUUCACCGGCGUCGACGGUGCCGCCGAACGGGAUCCCCUAUACGGCGGCAAAUAUCUUUCCGAGCUCUAUUUCAAAGCCAACCCGAACUAUACGGGACGAUACACCGUUCCGUUCCUAUGGGACAAGAAGAAAGAAACAAUCGUCAACAACGAGAGCAGCGAAAUCAUCCGCAUGCUCUACACCGAAUUCGAUGACUUACUUCCCCCCGACCUGCGAGAAGAGAAUAAACCAGGUGGAGGUCUCUACCCAGCCCAUCUACGCGCUGAGAUUGACGAAAUGAAUGAAUGGGUAUACCACAAAAUCAACAAUGGAGUCUACAAAACUGGAUUUGCGACUACGCAGGAAGCGUAUGAUGCGAAUGUAUACCCUCUUUUUGAAGCACUAGACAGAGUUGAGCAGCACCUCGGGGCUCCGGAACAUCAACCAUACCUAUUCGGCGAACACAUUACCGAAGCAGAUAUACGCUUAUACACGACGUUGAUCCGCUUUGACCCGGCGUAUCAUCACGUCUUCAAGUGCAAUAUCAAAAUGAUUCGGCAUGAUUAUCCGCGUAUCCAUCGCUGGCUUCGGUUGCUAUACUGGGAUGAGUCAGAGAGAACCAGAGGGGGAGUGUUUAAGAAAACGAGUUAUCUGCAUUUGUAUAAGAUUAAUUAUUUGCAGGCGUUGGGGAGGAAGCAGGGCGUUGAUGGAGGGGGUUUGAUUGUGCCUGCUGGACCUAUUCCCGAGAUUCUUCCUUUGAAUGAGUAA